Molecule: messenger RNA, 1656 nt
Organism: Pleurotus ostreatus (oyster mushroom)
Lineage: Eukaryota; Fungi; Basidiomycota; Agaricomycetes; Agaricales; Pleurotaceae
Exons: 2
Coding region: 1-1656 (551 amino acids)
Source: RefSeq, a predicted model, not a curated record
AUGACCACUGCAACGCUACUACACCGGAUUCCCAACACCCUGCUUCAACGAUGUGCCCCUACCGUUUACAGGAAGCGCUCUAGUACUUCCUGGGAUGUUAUCUCGCCUGUGAGGCAAUUACGACGAGGCCCAAGAGUCAAAGUGGUGCUAGCUGCAUACAUUGACCGGCGCACCAUCGAGCCACUCUUCCAGAACCUCUUGAAGCAGUCACUCCUCACUUCUGAGUGUAUCGUUCGACUCAUCUGCGAUCGCCUGCACCAUCGUGGCUCUCGCUUACUACGUGUGUGGGUCAAGCAGAAGCUGCCCGAUCUUUCCUCUUUGCUGCACCGCCUGGUAGACGGAUGUCGCGAACCAGCCUCCAGCCAGCUUCGCCAACGUCGCCACUUUUUGGCCGUUGUUUCCAUUCUCGACUUAGUUCACUGUAGCUCACUUCACUUCCGGCAAAGGCAUCGGGUGGAUUGCCCUUGUAACGCUUUGAAUACCCUCUUGGCGCCGCUGUGGCUGUAUCAACAUUCGAACAAAUUCCUCGUGGACAUCCCGCUUCACACCAAAGCCAAAGUGUCUCGUUUUGCGGCAACAGACCUUUCCCUCUUGUCAUUCCCAGGUUUCACCCCGACAUGCAUCGCGAAACUUGCCAUGCAAGAUAUGCGCCAUUCCUUAACCUCCCAUGGCCCUCCCCCAUCUGCGAUUAUGAGUCUCGUGUUCACAUAUAUGGACCGGUCGAAGGAGUUCUUCGAUACAGUUUAUGCCGAAGAAGACGCUAUUUAUUUGGUCUUUGAAGCCUUUAAGAGGUUGCUCAAGCAUUCACCCCACUGCCCUCAGCCCCUUCGGGAUACGUUUCUUGGAUUUUUGGCCGAUGGCUUCAAUCAGCCGACAACUAGGCUCCGAUCCCUUAUUAUGUUGAUCCGGCACGGUUUAUUCACUACGUGUUCCACUCUGAUGGAUGGUCACCAGCCGGUCCCUCGCCAUCUCCAGCGACUUAUCUUCAAGACCCUCGUACCCAACCUUUGUCGACUUCCUGUGUUGAUCGCUACUCGGAGGGCACUCCGUAAUCUUUGUAGGGAUGACCAAGAGGGCUUUGGUCAAAAUUGGUUGCUCAUGUCUCUCAAGACGCAUGCAGACCGGAAGGCGUCAGUUUGCGGACGGUCAGAGCACUGUAACGCAUGUUUAGUUUCGUCCAGACGGACAGACCUCAAACUAUGUACAGGCUGCUUCAUGGUGAAAUAUUGCUCAGAGGACUGUCAGCGAACGGACUGGCGCUUACUUGGCCAUCGUAUCUCCUGCCUACAAGAAGAAAAUGGCGAUGCGAGUCCUGCUCUUACAGUCCGUAGCUUCGGCCGCGAUGAGAAACAUUACUUGGACAAAUUGGCGGCAAAAGCUAUCGACGAUAAUCUUAGCACCUUAAUGCUUCGAUCUAUGGCUAGACGCAUGAAUUCCCACCACGAGGCUGAUCAGCAACAACCUUGCUUUUUCGUACUUGACGUAUCCAAGGACCCCCCCAAAAUCGUCGAUUAUCACUAUUACUCCGGUGACUUGCCUUAUACAAUGGUGAAGAUCAGUAUCAUCGUCCCGACUCUGACAGGAACAACAGUGAACAUGGACUGGAAGAUGAUGAAGGUGUCCAGUUCUGGUCGGAUUAGUUAUUGUUGGCUUUAA